Sebastes umbrosus (honeycomb rockfish) is the source of this 2371-nucleotide messenger RNA. RefSeq names its product mitochondrial calcium uptake 1 (gene micu1). The record is from RefSeq and is a predicted model, not a curated record. The transcript has 15 exons. Gene Ontology annotation, molecular function: calcium ion binding. The coding region runs from base 151 to 1659 and encodes 502 amino acids. Lineage: Eukaryota; Metazoa; Chordata; Actinopteri; Perciformes; Sebastidae. Gene Ontology annotation, biological process: mitochondrial calcium ion homeostasis; calcium import into the mitochondrion. Gene Ontology annotation, cellular component: uniplex complex.
AUGUAGGACGUGUUGCCCCUCCCUACUGUCUGUUUGCACGGACUGUUUGGUGAAACACGGAACUGCUGUUUGCGCUGCUGCCUCCAUCUCUCUGCAGACACAAGACGAAACGAAGAUUAUCAUAUUGGACUGACUGUUGUCACUAUAACGAUGUUCCACUUGCGGGCGUUGUCCGCGGUUGCAGUGGGGCUAGCGCAGUUGUCCCGGCGCUACCACAGCGGUGCGGUGCGAGGGUCUGGCAGGAGGAGGCUGAUGCUUGCAGCCCUGGCUGGGGUGACUGGUGCGACUGCUAGUGCUGGGCUGCUCUGGAAAACAGCAUAUGCAGAGGCAGGGCCUUCUGUUCGACACUCUGAGCAACCAGGCGGAGAGGAGCCUCAUUUCGUGAGGGAUGCCGAUUCUGAGGCAGAGUCUGAGAAAUCGGUGGAGGCCAGCAGCGGAGACGAAGAAGCAAAUGAAGGUGGUGAGGGGGGGAAGAAGAAGAAGCCACGCUCUGGAUUCCGUGACCGCAAGGUGAUGGAGUAUGAGAACAGGAUAAGAGCCUACUCAACCCCCGACAAGAUUUUUCGCUACUUUGCCACGCUGAAGGUCAUCGGAGAGCAUGGAGACGCUGAGGUUUACAUGACGCCCCAGGACUUCAUACGCUCCAUCACACCUAACGAGAAGCAGCCUGAGAGUCUAGGACUGGAUCAGUUCAUCGUGAAGCGCUUUGAUGGAAAGGACUUCUGGCAGACGGAGAAGAUCGCCCAGGAGAGGGAGAAGUUUGCAGAUGAGGACAGCAUAUUUUUCUCGUUGGGCGAAUGCGGCCUUAUCUCCUUCUCUGACUACAUCUUCCUCACCACGGUGCUGUCCAGUGGAUCUAGCAUUGGUGGUGAAUACACUCCCCAGAGGAACUUUGAGAUUGCUUUCAAGAUGUUUGACCUGAACGGUGAUGGAGAGGUGGAUCUGGAGGAGUUUGAACAGGUCCAGAGCAUCAUUCGUUCCCAGACCAGUAUGGGCAUGCGGCACCGCGACCGUUCCACCACAGGAAACACCCUGAAGACGGCUGGCUGCAGCUCCGCUCUCACCACCUACUUCUUCGGAGAGGACCUGAAGGGAAAACUCACCAUCGGCAGCUUCCUGGAGUUUCAGAGGAAACUGCAGCAUGAUGUGCUCAAGCUAGAGUUUGAGAGGAACGAUCCUGUGAACGGCAGAAUCACCGAGAGACAGUUCGGGGGCAUGCUGCUGGCCUACAGUGGCGUCCAGUCUCGUAAACUCAAGCAGAUGCAGAAGGGCUUGAAGAAGAUGUUUAAGGAUGCACAGGGCAUCACAUUUGAGGAGGUGGAGAAUUUCUUCACUUUCCUAAAGAACGUGAAUGACGUGGACACAGCCCUGAGCUUCUACCACAUGGCUGGAGCCUCCAUAGAUAAAGUUACCAUGAAGCAGGUGGCCCGCACCGUGGCCAAAGUGGAGCUGUCAGACCACGUAUGUGAUGUGGUGUUCGCUCUGUUCGACUGCGAUGGAAACGGAGAACUUAGUAAUAGGGAGUUCAUAGCCAUUAUGAAGCAGCGGCUCAUGCGUGGGCUGGAGAAACCCAAGGAUAUGGGCUUCACUCGGCUGGUUCGUGCCAUGUGGAAGUGCGCCCAGGAUACGGCCUGGGACUUUGCCACACCAAAGACAUAAUAGAGACGAGAGGCAACGGGUGAGUGAAAGAGAAAGACGGCGUGUGAAUAAAGCAGCAACAACACCGGCAGCAUCAAAGACCUUCAACAGAUCUCUGCAAUUUAAACAGACAAUGCAAUGGAGUCAUUAGGACUGCAGCUCCGAGGGGCAUCAUCAAUCAUUAUCGCAUGUCGCUAUAGUUUAAACUAUCAAUAUGGUGAUGACUGAAGCAUGCUGACGCGGCGUCCUGUGUCCUGAAAGGCUUCUCCAACUUGCCCGUCAAAGGCAUCAUGGGUAUUUGUAUAUUUUAAGAUUUAUUUUUGCCAUGUUCUAUUGAGGAAUGCAGUGUCAGCAGGUAACUGUGUGACCCUUGGUCAAACGCUAAAAACGAAAAUGUAAUUUCUGCAUUUAACACAUUUUACUGCAAAAGACGAGAAGAGGAAUCAAUUUUAUUUGACCUUCAGUUGUGUAAAUGCCGCAGUAUGUCUGUUCUAUACUGACAACAGACCCUUAGUUAUUUCUUUGGUGGGACAGAGAGCAGACGUCUUUAAUCUUGUUAGCACCCAGCUGCAUCUUCAUUUUGUCCCAUAAAAGAUCAAUGAUGCUUGUCUUGCUCUACAAUGUACUGUUCAAAGUGUGUAUUCUUCUAAUUAUUAUUGCCAACUGAAACACUUUAUAUAAGACGGAUGUUAAAAAGAAAUGCUCUAUUAAAGAUGUUUUUAAUAACGUAAAA